Molecule: messenger RNA, 2618 nt
Organism: Callorhinus ursinus (northern fur seal)
Lineage: Eukaryota; Metazoa; Chordata; Mammalia; Carnivora; Otariidae
Product: multidrug and toxin extrusion protein 1-like
Biological process (GO): xenobiotic detoxification by transmembrane export across the plasma membrane
Cellular component (GO): membrane
Molecular function (GO): xenobiotic transmembrane transporter activity; antiporter activity
Source: RefSeq, a predicted model, not a curated record
AUGCGGGCGUCCGCCCAACCCGCGCUCCUGGCUGGCCGCCCGGGCCGAGCGACAACUCGAGAUUCUUCCUCGCCCGACGUUUCACAAUCUGAAACCUCCGUGGGGAGGCGCAGCAGGGCCGGGGCAAGCCCUGGCGUCCGAGGCUUUGAGGCCCUAGACCCCCAGAACGCUUUCCGUCUGUUUCCAGACGUUUUGCAACCUCUUGUCUUCCCAGUCCAGGAGUUCGUGGGCCUCUUCGAGACCCGCGGGCGUCCACGCCGUGGCAGAGAUGCAAGGGAUGCACCCAAGGUCGCGGCUGGGCCCGGGGCUGCGGGCGGGCUCGCGAUGCGGGGUGGGCGGCCCGGGGCGGAGACUGGAGCGGGGGCGGCCCUGUACCCUCUCAGAGGCCGCCUCUGCGCUCCCCUAACGCAGAGCGCCGGGCGCAUGGAGACCGCAGACGAGACCGGACCGGGAGGCCAGGGGGCCACUCCCGAGCGCCCCGGGGGCCCCGGGGCCAUUCCCAAGCGCCCCGGGGCCACCCUUAAGCGCCCCGGGGCCACCCUUAAGCGCCCCGUGGCCACCCUUAAGCGCCCCGUGGUCACCUUUAAGCGCUGCGGGGCCACCCCCGAGCGCCCCGGAGUCAUCCCCGAGCGCCCCAGAGCCACCUUCAAGCGCCCCGUGGUCACCUUCGAGCGCCCCGUGGUCACCCCCGAGCGCCCCGUGGUCACCCCCGAGCGCCCCGUGGUCACCCCCGAGCGCCCCGGAGCCACCCCCGAGCGCCCCGGAGCCACCCCCGAGCGCCCCGGGCCGAGCGGCUCGCUGUUGUCCGGUGUCCGAGAGGAGCUGCGGGCGCUCCUGGUUCUGGCGGGUCCCGCGUUCUUGGCGCAGUUGAUGAUGUUUCUGAUCAGUUUCGUAAGUUCCGUGUUCUGUGGCCACCUGGGGAAGCUGGAGCUGGAUGCUGUCACCCUUGCCAUUGCGGUUAUCAACGUCACUGGUGUGUCCGUGGGCUUUGGCUUAUCUUCUGCUUGUGACACCCUCAUGUCCCAGACAUAUGGGAGCCAGAACUUGAAGCACGUGGGGGUCAUCCUGCAGAAGGGGACCCUGGUGCUGCUUCUUUGCUGCUUGCCCUGCUGGGCGCUCUUCCUCAACACCCAGCAGAUCCUGCUGCUCUUCCGGCAGGACCCGGCCGUGUCCAGGCUGACCCAGGACUAUGUCAUGGUCUUCAUUCCAGCUCUUCCUGCAACCUUUCUUUAUACAUUACAAGUUAAAUAUUUGCUCAACCAGGGGAUUGUACUGCCCCAGAUCCUAACCGGAGUAGUGGCCAACCUUGUCAAUGCCCUCAUCCACUAUGCGUUUCUUCAUAAGCUGCACCUUGGGGUCAUCGGGUCAGCACUGGCAAAUAUGAUUUCCCAGUUCACCUUGGCACUGCUCCUCUUCUUCUACAUCCUUGGGAGGAAACUGCAUCAUGCUACCUGGGGAGGGUGGACCAGUGAGUGUCUGCAGGACUGGGCCUCCUUUCUCAGCCUGGCCAUCCCAGGCAUGCUCAUGCUGUGCGUGGAGUGGUGGGCCUACGAGGUCGGGAGCUUACUGAGCGGCAUCCUCGGCACAGUGGAGCUGGGAGCCCAGUCUGUCGUGUACGAACUGACCGUCAUUUUGUACAUGAUACCUUCAGGCUUCAGUGUGGCUGCCAGCGUCCGGGUAGGGACUGCGCUGGGCGCCGGAAACAUCGAGCAGGCCAAGAAGUCCUCCGCUGUCGCCCUGCUGGUCACAGGAGUCUUUGCUGUAGCCUUUUGUGUCCUGUUGUUAAGCUGUAAGGAUGUUGUGGGGUACAUUUUCACUACGGACCGAGAAAUCAUUGCCCUGGUGGCUCAGGUGAUUCCCAUCUCUGCUAUUGCCCAUCUGUUUGAAGCUCUUGCUUGCACAGGUGGUGGUGUUCUGCGGGGGAGCGGCAACCAGAGGGUUGGGGCCCUUGUCAAUACCAUUGGGUAUUACAUGAUUGGUCUCCCAGUCGGGAUCUCGCUGAUGUUCACAGCCAGAAUGGGAGUGGUUGGUCUGUGGUCAGGGAUCAUCAUCUGUGUGAUCACGCAGUCUCUGUGUUUUCUCAGCUUUAUUGCUCAGCUAGAUUGGGAAAAAGCCUGUGAGGAGGCUCAGAUCCAUGCCAAUUUGAGCCUCAAUACGGCCCACGGUGGGACUUCUGCUGCCUGUCGGGACCCAGUCGCUUCAGUGGGCCCUGAGAACCGUGGAGGAAUUUUAAUGAGAGAUCUUAGAAGAAAAGAUGAGGUUCGUUUGGACCUGCACAUAAGCCAAGAAGAACAUGUUCAGGCGGAUCCAAGGGACACGGCUAUGUUGACUGGGAAACAGUUGGUGGUGCGGCGUGGGCUUCUGUUCCUGGGGCUCAUUUCCGUCUUGCUCAUAGGGAUUUUAGUGAGAGUAUAUGUCGGCGGAGUUGAGUGAUAGGCAAGAGAGAGAGUCAAGUGAUACUUAAAAAUUCAUAGGCCCAAUGGUGGGAAUUGGUUUUCAGUUAAGUUAGUUUCAACUGUGCCUAUGGGUGUCAAGAAUCGAGAGUUCAAAGUUAAUGUUUUCAAAUGAAGAAAAGGAACUAAGGUACAAUGUUCUUGUCCAAGACAAUGUCUGAGAGU